Messenger RNA from Chiloscyllium plagiosum (whitespotted bambooshark), 1355 nucleotides. RefSeq names its product cell division cycle 123 homolog (S. cerevisiae) (gene cdc123). Lineage: Eukaryota; Metazoa; Chordata; Chondrichthyes; Orectolobiformes; Hemiscylliidae. Gene Ontology annotation, cellular component: cytoplasm. The record is from RefSeq and is a predicted model, not a curated record.
GGCCGGGGGAAGGGUUUGGGCGGCGCGCAGCCACAGCGGAAGCGGAGCUGCUGCCGUUGCCAGGAGUGAUGAAGAAGGAGCAGGUGGUGAGCUGUCAGCUCUCGGCCUGGUACCCGCUCUUCAAGAAGCUCACCAUCAGGAGUGUCAUUCUUCCACUGCCGCAGAAUGUAAUCGAUUAUUUACUGGAUGAUGGGACGCUGGUGAUUUCUGGAAGAAAUGAAGCCCCAAGUUGUUCACGUAUAGGUGAUGACAGUGAUGAAGAACAGGAUGUACAGUGGUCAGAUGAUGAGAAUGUGACAACUCUUACGGCUCCAGAAUUCCCAGAUUUUGCAGCAAAAGUGCAGGAGGCUAUAAACUCUCUUGGAGGCAGUGUGUUUCCAAAGCUUAACUGGAGCUCUCCAAGGGAUGCUCAAUGGAUUGCAAUGAACAGCUCACUCAAGUGCAAUAAUCUCAGUGACAUCUUCCUGCUUUUGAAAAGUUCAGACUUUGUCACUCAUGACUUAACUCAGCCAUUUCUUCACUGUACUGAUGACUCACCAGAUCCUAAAGUAGAUCCUCAACUUGUUCUCAGGAAAUGGUGUGAAUUAAUUCCUGGAGGGGAGUUCAGAUGCUUUGUCAAGGAAAAUAAACUGAUAGGGGUUGCACAAAGAGACCACACACAGUACUAUGAUCAUGUCUGUAACCAAGCAGCUAAUAUUCUUGGUUCGAUACUGGAUUUCUUCAGAACUCAAAUACAGUACAAAUUUUUGGAUGAAGAUUUUGUAUUUGAUGUAUACAGAGACAGCCAGGGCAAGAUGUGGCUUAUAGAUUUUAAUCCUUUUGGAGAAGUGACUGACUCCUUGCUAUUCAGCUGGGAAGAGCUGACAUCUGGACAGACCAUCAGUAAAGGAGACCUUAAGGAUCCAGACUUACCAGCCUUUCGCUAUAUAACAAGUGAAAUGACAGUACAGCCCAGUCCCUAUUUAAGGUAUCGGUUGCCAAAAGACUUUGUGGACCUGUCGCGAGGGGAAGAUGCACACAAACUAAUUGAUUUUCUUAAACUGACAAGAAAUCAAGAACCGGAAAGUUCAGAUGAAGAGGGAUAACGUUUUACAGCAACAAUCUUCAUGGGAUAAAUGCAAAGCGAAUGAAAGACUUCGUGUGGAGUUCAUUUGAUGUUCCUUGGCAAAUAUCAAUGAGAAAAUUUGAAAGCCUGCCCUGUUUCAUCUAGUAAAAAAGACUGAUGUAACAUUAUUGUAAAAAUUACAAAAUAAAUUGAACAAACUGUAGAAUAACUCUAAAUGAUAACCAUGUGUUAAUGAAGAAGUCUACAUAUCUAUAAUAAAUUUCUGUAAAAUAAAAUUUUAUAAAUUUUA